Messenger RNA from Labeo rohita (rohu), 2006 nucleotides. Its product is annotated as macrophage mannose receptor 1. The coding region runs from base 24 to 1016 and encodes 330 amino acids. The record is from RefSeq and is a predicted model, not a curated record. The transcript has 5 exons. NCBI's taxonomy places the organism in Eukaryota, Metazoa, Chordata, Actinopteri, Cypriniformes, Cyprinidae.
CAGAAACACACUACAUCUAAAAAAUGGACCAAACUCUAUUUUUCAUUCUUCUUCUCACUGCUGUCUGCUCCGUAUCUGAAUGUGUUCAGCGUCAGUAUCACUUUAUAAAUGAGAUCAAGACCUGGACUGAAGCUCAGAGAUACUGCAGAGAGAAAUACUCAGAUCUGGCCACCGUUGACAACAUGAACGACAUGAAUGAGCUGAAGAAGAGUGUGAAUUAUAGAAUUUCUCAGUAUGUCUGGAUUGGGCUCCAGAAGAUGAGUCGUGAUGAAUGGCAGUGGUCUUCAGGUGAAACUGCACUCUAUCUGAACUGGGCUACUGGACAACCAGAUAGCAGAGAUGAUUGUGCUAUGAUGAGAAAUGGACAAUGGCAUGAUUUGCCAUGUGGUGAAAACAAGUACUUCAUUUGCAACAACACAAACACAGGACUCGUCCUUGUCAAUCAGACGAUGAAUUGGAGAGACGCUCAGAUUUACUGCAGACAGAAUCACAUUGAUCUGGUCAGUGUGAGGAACCAGAAUGAGAGUCAACUGCUUGAGAAGAUCAUUAGUGAUAGAAAUUUAUCUGGAUCACAUGUCUGGAUCGGUCUGUUCAGAGACUCAUGGCAGUGGUCAGAUCUGAGUAACUCCUCAUUCAGAUACUGGAAUCCAGAUAAACUGUUUCUGAUCAAAGAGAAUCUGACGUGGUCUGAAGCGCUGAGAUACUGCAGAAAGAAUCAUAUGGAUCUGGUCUCGGUUCAUUCAGAAGAGAUUCAGCGUCGUGUGAUGAAUGUGGUUAAACGGGCGUCUACUGCGGCGGUGUGGUUGGGUUUACACAACUACUGCAGCAUGAACAUGUGGCUCUGGGUCAGUGUAGAGGUUGUGUGCUAUCACAACUGGGCUCCAGGGAACGGAACGACACCGGAAAACUGCAGCCUCGAGAGAAGAAAAGGAGCAGUUCAGUCUGGAGGAGAUCAGCGUUGGAUCAGCCUUCCUGAAUCUCUCAAACUCAACUUUAUCUGCAGAAAGAAAGAGUGAGGAACAUGCUAACGUGUUUACUUACAUUCACAGUUUUCUGAGGCUACUUCAUUAUUUUUCCUGUUUACUUUUAUGUUUAAUUUGUUCUAUAGUAGGUUCUGUGUGAAUCUACUUAUUGGGUUUAAAAAGUGGUCAAAGUCUGUUUUAUUUCUGUAUUAUGAAAUAUGUGUUUUUUUAAGAUAGAAACUCUUUGUAUAUCUGGUGUGAUUAUGACUCUUUAUGUUUUGCGCUAAUCAUAUCUUUUGAACGCAAACACAAGACGCCGCACUAGAGGUGGCUGAUCUUCCCAAAAUAUCAAAAUUUUAAUUUUUUUUUGUUUGAUUAACAUUAAUGACGCAGAUUAAGACCGAAUGCACGUAUGUAAUAUACUGGCCAGUGCUGGGCUAAGUUACUUUUAAAAGUAAUCCAUUACAAUAAUGUGUUACUCCUUUUAAAAGUAACUAAUUACGUUACUUCGUUACUUUAUAUGUAAAGUAAUGCGUUACGUUACUUUUGAGUUACUUUUGCGUUACUUUCUAAAUCUGGGCAGAUUUUUGUUUUUCUAAUAUAAAAAGUUCUAUUUUUAAGCAAAUUUAAGACCUGGCUUUUAGUGAAAUGAGUAAGCCUACAGUAUCAUCAUGUUCACAUAGUGCACACAACGCCUCUGUAUUUCCAAUUUCUCUCAACAUGUGGCCAGGAGACUAGUCAGUCAAUAAAUGGGAAAACAAAGUAACUGGCAUUACGUUUUUGAAAAAGUAACUUAGAUAUUUUCUUGUAAAUAAAAAAUUAAUGCGUUACUUUACUAGUUACUUGAAAAAAGUAAUCUGAUUACAUAACUCCUGUUACUUCUAAUGAUACUGGCACACAUACGAUUUCCUUCUCAGCUGUUUAUGUUCACUUCAGACAUAACUGGCCCAGCAAACACAACUACACUGUAAAAAUCUGCUCUUUUUGUUUUUGUUUUGUCACAGUGUGAAAUGUCAAAGUACUUUAUAUGACAGAUGUAGUUUU